AUGUCCGAUUUCAGCAGAUCAUAUUUAAGUUUCCUGAGUAACUGGAAAUUUGGUUUGACAAUCUCUGUCCCGUGUUUCGCGGUAGGCCUGUGCGUUACAUUUUACAAUUAUUUUAAAACAUCCAGUAACAACAGACAUCUCGGCAAACCGACCGCGAACGCAAGUAUUGCUAAAGAAGCUAAUGUUCAAAACCCGCUAGAAACUAAAGGAAUCGAUCAGACAGCCGUCAAAACAAAGGUUGGUAUCUUCAAUUUUUUUUUUUUUUUUAGUGAAUCUAGAUUAGUUAAACAUAAGUGAACACGUUUCUCAUAUAAAAGUAUAUUUUAAAAUAUACAUUACAAAUUCUUAUCUAGUAUAUAGUUGGUUUUUUUUCACAGACACUUGUAGAAGAGGUUGAAGAUUUAAAAAAACUUGGAAAUGCAGAAUUUUCAAAAGGAAAUUAUGAUAUGGCCAAAACAUACUAUACACAAGCAAUACUAAUGUGCCCAGAAACAGAGGAAGCAGUUUUGUCCGUUUUGUUUCAAAAUCGAGCUGCCGCUUAUUCUAAACUGGUAAGUAAAUUCAUUACUUAAGUCAGUUUUGUCAUAGCAAAACUAGGUUUUUUUUAAAUAUUAGGUGUAACAAUGGUAUUAUUUGCUUACAUGAUAUUUUCAGAAUAAUAAUGAAAAUUGCUUGGCUGAUUGUAACAAUGCUCUAGCAUUAGUACCAGCAUACAAAAAAGCGUUAUCUCGAAGAGCAAGAGUACUUUCAGAAUUAGGGAACUUUAAACUCGCUUUAGAAGAUAUUACAGCUGUGAUUAUUUUUAAUAUGUUUAAAAAUCAAGAUGACAUAAUAUUUUCAGAUAAUCUGCUCAAAAGUUUAGGUGAGGUUAUUUAUUUUUUUUUUCACUAAUAUAGAAUUUAAAAAUGUUUUUACAAUAAUCACUAGUCCUAAAAAAAAAAACUUCACGAUAACUGUUAAUUUCUUCAAAUAUUUGAAAUUUUAAUUAUAUCAUAAGUUAAAAUUGAUUUUCAGGCGAGCAAAAUUUAGAAGAAUACACAAAGCACAAGGAAUUCAAUUUGCCAUCAAAAACAUUUAUUAAACAAUUUUUGAAAUCAUUCCCUGACGACCCAUUUUCUGACGAAUUUGUACUGACAUUAUUAAAAUCAGACAUAAAGUAAGUAUUUUAAGAAUUAUAAGUAGUAUUUAAUAUUAAUCAUAACAUACUUUUACUAUCAUUAAAAAAUCAAUAAAUAGUUCUUAUUACAUAUGAUAAAUAUAUAAAAAAAUGUAUGUAUUAAUUAAUUUAGUACAGGUUUGGAGUAUGCAUUCAAAUGUAUUCAGAAUCAAAAGUUCGAAGAAAUCGAAAAAUCAUGUCAAGAAGAAUUAAAUAAAACUGAUAAUAGUUUGAUUCGUAAAAGUUUUGCAUUAAACUUAUUAGCUACUUUUUAUUUACUCCGCGGAAAUUAUACUGCUGGUAUUAAACAUCUUACUACUGUCAUCGAAAAUCCAAAUGUUUCAAACAAGGUAUAACAAUAAAGUUUUUAUAUUUAUUGAUAAUUAACAUAAUUAAAAUACAUAUAAUUAUCUAUAUAAAAUAUGUCUGGGUAAUUAAAAUACAACAGACUUAACAACUUGGGUAGAUAAUAUGUUACUUAAAGUGUAAAAUUGAUAAAAUACUUAUACUAACUUAUUCAGAUGUUUGAUACCUUAUUUUAACAUUAGAAUCCAUGGUAAAGUUACUGAUAAAUAUAGUUCUAUUUAUAAUUAAUAUGCUACUACUUGGUUUCUUUAUUCUAUUCAGUUGAUUCAAUAUAUAAUUGUUCAGACUGAGCAAUUUGUUUGAGAAAAUAAAUAAAACUAAAAGUAGUAUUUUAAAAAAAAAUAGUUUAAAAUCUGCAUAACUAGUUAGGUAUGAUGUUUGUGAAUGGGUAUAUAGUGCUUAUAUAUUUUUACUGUUUUUCGCCUUUUUUUGUUCUUUAACUAAUUUUGUUUUUUUAAAUAACAAUUAGAACAUUAUUUAUAAUUUUUUUUUUUACAAUGUAGACAUUUUAUGGGGAAAAACUAGUAAAAUAAUCAAAUCUUUCUAAGUCAUAGGAAGUUUUAAACAUAUUUAAAUUUUCAAUUAAUUUAAAAGUUUUAUUACACAUGGUAAAAUAUUGUUAACUUUAUUUUAUUUUAUUUUUUAUUUUUUUGAAAAUUUAAUUGAUUAAGUUAAAUUUUUGAUAGUUGAUCAUAAAUUCCUUAAUAAAACGAGCAUUAGGAUAUCACCAACAUGAAGAAGUUGACAAAUGUUUUGAGGAUUUCAACCGUGCUGAAGCUAUUGAUCCCAACAGUUCUUCAGUAUAUCACCACAGAGCUCAAGUAAUAUUUAAUAGCAUUAGUAAACAUUUUCAGAAAGUCAUACUAUAGUAACAAAAAUCAUUAAUUUUUUUUUUUAGAUUUAUUUAAAGAGAAUGAACACUGAGGAAGCAGUUAAAAAUUUCAAGAAAUCUCUAGAAUUGAAUCCUAAUUUUGUUUUGUCUACUGCUUAUUAUUAUUUUGCUCAAUACCGUCAUGCCAAAAAAGUAUCAAAUAAAUUAUAUGUUGAACAUUUCUUGAUACAAUUGGGAGAUUUUGUGAUGAAUUACCCAAAUAUUGCUGAAAGUAUAACAUUUUACACCCGGGUAGAAAAAUAUAUUAUGAAAUAGUGUAGUUUUUAAAAUUAAAAAUGUAUACAUUUAUGUUUAUAUAUAGGCUUUAUUGGAAACUGGAGCUUAUGAAGAAGCAGAUUUAGUGUUUAAAAACGCACUUGAAAUUCAUCCAGACCAAGCUGAUUUCCUAGUACAUAGAGGUAAACUUGUGUUCGUUAAAUGUAAAACUCUCGGUUUUAGGAUAUAAAGCAUAGCACUGCCUAUAAAACAUGAAGUUUUUACCUAAUAAUUAUUAAAGUAGUUUAACUAAUUAUUAUGUUGUUUACUUUCAUGUACUUUUAUUAUUCAAUUUUUUUGCUAUUAAUAUUUAACUUAAACAAAUUUAUAGUUACUACAAAAAAAUAUAGAGAACUAUAGAUUAGUCAGGAAAAAAAUUGUUUUUUAAUAUGAAUAUAAUAUUAUUUAUGUAGUAUUUUAUAGUAAAUAUACUGGAAAAUCGAGUAAUUUUGAAAAUCUAACAACCUUGACUGCACAUUUCUAUAUAAAAUCAACUAGUUUACUAGAAAUAAAUUGUUUUUUUUCAGCAUUGAUCGCAUCAUCAUGGAAAAUUAAUGGUAUACCUGAUGCAUUUAAACUCCUUGAACAAGCAUUAAACAUUGAUCCGAAAUGUAAUUUUGCGUAUGAUGCACUUGGAGCACUUUACAUGCAAGUGUAAGAUAUUAAAAGCAAAUGUUUAUAAUAUUUUAAAAUAAUUAUUUUAUUUCAAUACCAUUCUGUUAAGAUAUUUUUGAAUUUUGAAUUGAAAAUAUUUCAAUAAUGAUAUUACAAUUAAAACAAAACAUUGUAACUAAAUUAUUUUAUUUAUUUUUACUAACGAGAUUUUGAUAAGACUGGAUAAAAAAAAUAGUAAAUGUAUUAAUUUCUUUCACAAUGCCUUUUUUUUUUUUUUUUUUAACAAAUCGGUGUUGGAAAAGCGGUUUAAUAUUAAUUAAAUGGUUUUUAAAUAAUAUCUAUGCAUAAGGGUUUUUUUAUUAGCUUCAUUAAAUUAUAUUUAUAUUUUAUUUGUGCUUGUGUGUUUCAGUGGACAACAUAAGAAUGCUGUUGAUUGUUUGAAAAAAGCUAUACCCCUUCCUAAACCAAGAAAAGAACUAUUACACACAUUUUCUUUAAGGAAUUCAGCACAAGCCCAAUUAGCAAUAUUUGAACGUUUUGGAAUAAUAACGUCCAAAGUUUAUUCAUUUUCAGAAUAA
Cinara cedri is the source of this 3862-nucleotide messenger RNA. The record is from the annotation of a GenBank genome assembly. NCBI's taxonomy places the organism in Eukaryota, Metazoa, Arthropoda, Insecta, Hemiptera, Aphididae.